This is a messenger RNA of Heterotrigona itama, 1643 nucleotides long. Lineage: Eukaryota; Metazoa; Arthropoda; Insecta; Hymenoptera; Apidae. The record is from the annotation of a GenBank genome assembly.
AAAAACGUUCGAUUUGACAUUUGACAGUAGCGAUGCACGCUUGCACGGUGCAAGUAGAAUGCAACGUACGUUCUGCUAAAGGUCGGAGAACACGUGGUUGAGAGUUUAAUCUAGAGAAAUGCUGAAUAAUAGAGGCGAGUAGAACAGGGCUUACGAUUGGCUUAUGCAAUAUUCAGACUUACUUUCCAAGCCAAGUUCGCGUUCUAAUUAAGUUCCCGGCGUUGAAGAGCGUUAAGCACCUUGUCAACCGUUUAACUCCGGUCCCCUCUGCUUUCAGAUUCUUCCUCAAGUUCUUCCUCAAGUGCAACCAGAACUGCCUUAAGAAUGCCGGCAAUCCACGCGAUAUGAGACGCUUCCAAGUGGUCAUUUCCACGCAAGUAGGAGUAGAGGGACCACUGCUGGCCGUCUCGGACAACAUGUUCGUUCACAACAACAGCAAACACGGGCGUAGAACGAAACGAUUGGAUCCCAGUGAUCCCGGAGAAUACAACAGUCUUUACACGCCUGUACCUCUUCAAACGCCGUGUAUAAAGGCGAUAUCGCCGAACGAAGGCUGGACAUCCGGCGGAUCGACGGUAAUAAUCAUUGGAGAGAAUUUCUUCGAUGGACUUCAAGUCGUUUUCGGCUCGAUGCUGGUUUGGAGCGAGCUAAUUACACCGAACGCAAUUAGAGUACAAACUCCACCACGGCAGAUACCAGGCGUCGUCGAGGUCACGUUGUCCUAUAAAACUAAACAAUUCUGCAAAGGAGCACCCGCGUUAAACGAACCAACGAUCGACUACGGCUUCCAAAGAUUACAGAAACUUAUUCCUCGGCACCCAGGCGAUCCCGAGAAAUUACCAAAAGAGAUCAUACUGAAAAGGGCAGCGGAUCUUGCAGAAGCCUUGUACAGUAUGCCGAGAAGCGGAAACGCUGGCAUCACGGGAGCGCCAAGGAGUCCGGGAUCGGGCCAUCCACCUGCACCGCCGACCUCCAGUUCGGCAACAGCGUUCAACUCGUAUACGGGGCAACUGGCAGUGACGGUACAAGAAAACGGUAGCGCGACGAAGUGGACAGACGACGGUAGUUCGGUGACGACAGGAGCCGGUGCUGGAGGCGGAGGUGGCGGCGGCGGCGGUGGUGGUAGCGUCGGAGGAAGCGUCGGUGGUAGCGCCGACGCCUACAGGCAAAGCAGCAGCGCGAGUCCACGUGGGGUCGUGACCGGUGGUGGUUAUUGCGGAAGUUCGGCUAGCACACCUCACAGUCACAGCACGAACGGAAGUUACUCGGUAGCAAAUCCUUAUACCGGUAGUCCAACACUUUAUACCGCACGAACAAUAUGGCAUUUUCUAUACGUCCGGGGACGGGAGUGCGUUCGCCCCCGUAGUACGACCACCGACCACCUCAGUCCCACCGCACUGGUCCACACAGCACCACCUCGCCACAGCCGCCCAGUAACCGCUAACCGUCCACCAUCACAACCACCAUCAUCACCACCACAACCACCCUAUGCACUGCGAUUAAAGAAUUAUGAGAAACAUGCACGAGAGACAAGACUCGAGGAUGUGGUUGGUUCACCGUUCAACAUGAAUCCAUUUAUGUUGCCCACCUGCAGUCAAGGAUAUUCAAACGCCGCCAGCCCAUUGCUCUCGUCGAACGGCAAA